AAGGUGUUAGAAAAUGGAUGGAUGAUCAAAAUAUUACACAAAUAUAAGAAUGUUUUAACAAUAAAAUCAGGCAGGUAUAGGACUUUUCAUAAAGACACUAAAUGCAAAGGGAUCUUUUAACAUACAAAACAUUCAUAUUUGCCAAGUUGCGCUAAAAUAAGAAGUUACAGAUGAUAAUGAGUCAAGAACCGUUUGGGAGCCGAAAGAAUCGGCUCUUUUUUGAGAGCCGAGCCACGAGAGCCGGCUCUCAGAAAGGAGCCGAACUUUCCAUCAGUGGUUGAGUCUCGACUUCCGCACUUUGUCGACCUUUCAGACGUCACAUUUCUUAACGGAAAAUAAGAUAUUGGUUUAUUUACGCCCAACAAACAGUAAAUUUUAGUAAAGUUUAGUGUUUUAAGUUAGACUUCUUAUGUUUUUCUGUUUUUUAAAUUACAUUAUCGUGGUAAAAGAAGUAGCGUUCAUAAAACUGUCGGGCACCGAAACCAGGAAAUGAAUUUUUUACCUUGUACCCGAUUUCUACUGACUUUGGUGUCUGUGAUCGUCAUCUCAGCCAUUUCUACAGAUCAGACAAACAUCACAGCUGAAGUUGGACAGGAAACAUUUCUGCCCUGCAGAUCUCCUGAUAAUAAACCUGUUAUUGCUGUUGAGUGGAUUAGAUCUGAUCUGGGGUCAGAAUAUGUUCUUCUGUACAGAAAUAGGAAGAUUAAUCUAGAAAACCAGCAUGUGAUGUUUAAGGACCGAGUGGAUCUGCAGGACAGACAGAUGAAGGAUGGAAACGUGUCUUUGGUUCUGAAGAACGUGACGACUGACGACAGAGGAGCUUAUGAAUGUCGAAUCAUUCAGACAAACAGCCGGAUGGAGAUUGUCUUCGCCAUAUACCUGGAUGUUCUAAAUCCUCCAGAUCAGACAAACAUCACAGCUGAAGUUGGACAGGAAACAUUUCUGCCCUGCAGAUCUCCUGAUAAUAAACCUGCUGUAUUUGUUGAGUGGAGGAGAUCUGAUCUGGGGUCAGAAUAUGUUCUUCUGUACAGAAAUGAUCAGCUUGAUCUAGAAAACCAGCAUGUGAUGUUUAAGGACCGAGUGGAUCUGCAGGACAGACAGAUGAAGGAUGGAGACGUGUCUUUGGUUCUGAAGAACGUGACGACUGACGACAGAGGAGCUUAUGAAUGUCGAAUCAUUCAGACAGACACAAACAGCCGGAGGAAAACCAUCAUCAUCAUCAACCUGAUAGUAACGUCUCCAGGUGAACCUGAUGGAGGGAACCGAGACGGACCUGCUGGUCUGAUUGGUCUGGUGGUUGGUCUGGUGGUAGCUUCAGUUAUUUUAGUUGUUUUAAUUAUUGUUGUUGUUUUUUUUGUUUAUUUCAUCCGUAAAAAACGUUCAUGUUUGAGUCCAAAGUCAAGCCAGAGUUCUGAAGAACCACUUCUAGCUGAGCCGCCUUUAAUAGAUCAGAACCGACCAGCUGAGCAGUGAGUCCAGUCUGAUCUGAAGGAUGAUGGAUCCAGAACCUUCAUCAUGAAUCAGACUGACUGUUUUCAUCAGAACCAAACAGAGGAAACCCAAACUGGUAUCAGCUGGUUCUGUCCUUCACCAGAACCAAACCAGGCCGUUCCAGAACCGUUCCAGAACCCGUCCAAACUGGACUGAACAGCAGAGACUGAAUGAUUCAUUAUUAUAGAAACUGAAUGAAACUGCAGGCUGGUGUCAGGACCUGCUGACAGUUUUCUUCUUAUUUUUUACACCAUCUGUCAUCCAUUACAUCACCUGCUGUAACAAACAGCAUCUCCAGUUCAUGUUUUUUUCUUUCUGCUGGUUUAAUUUCACAUUUUGUUUUUUGUCCAACUUAAAAAAACAAAAUGUGUUUUCUUUAAAUUAACUCCCAGACACAGUAAAGUUAAUAUUUA
Messenger RNA from Xiphophorus hellerii (green swordtail), 1904 nucleotides. Its product is annotated as sodium channel subunit beta-2-like. Bases 490 to 1473 code for a protein of 327 amino acids. Lineage: Eukaryota; Metazoa; Chordata; Actinopteri; Cyprinodontiformes; Poeciliidae. Gene Ontology annotation, molecular function: signaling receptor binding. Gene Ontology annotation, cellular component: external side of plasma membrane. Gene Ontology annotation, biological process: positive regulation of T cell proliferation; cellular response to lipopolysaccharide; immune response. The transcript has 5 exons. The record is from RefSeq and is a predicted model, not a curated record.